Messenger RNA from Drosophila virilis, 3113 nucleotides. Its product is annotated as DC-STAMP domain-containing protein 2. The record is from RefSeq and is a predicted model, not a curated record. NCBI's taxonomy places the organism in Eukaryota, Metazoa, Arthropoda, Insecta, Diptera, Drosophilidae. Gene Ontology annotation, cellular component: membrane.
AUUAUUAUAAUACCUAAAUACCUACACACACACACACACACACACACACACACGCAUCUACCCCAUAUGAGUACCCCUCAAGUACAUAACUAAGAUCCGAAAGUCGAGUUCGAAACGUUUUUCGCAUUCGACUGCAAUGUUGUAUUUUUCAGCACGUAAAACAAAACAAAAUAGAAAAACUAAACUAAACUAAGUUCAACGCAGAGCAAAAACACACAAAAAGUUCGUUAAAUUCAGGACGCAUUCGCGCUGUUUAAAAAAUUUCCCAAAAAAAAAAGAUAUACAAAAAAAAAGAGGAACCGUACAUAAAUAACUAUGAAAUAUGUCUCCAAAAGAAAACAACACACAAAAAAAAGUACAGUUUGUUAAUGAAAAUUAAGGUUUGAGAGUUGUAAAAGAACAGUUAAACGCAAAAAAAAAACAUAAACAAAAAGAGAGUUGAGUGUAAAAGGUUUUGAUUGAAAAUAAAAAAAAAACGAAAAACAAAACGUGACGCAACAGAGAAGAAAAGAAAGAGAAAAAGUACCAAGUGUUUCAAUUUUAACGGGCAUUUAAGAAAGUCUUACGGCAGUUAGCUUUUUGUCUACUGCGUGCAGGGAAAUUUUCAGCUUGGGUCUUUUGCUUGCCUAGAGCGAGACAAAUAUAUGUUGCGCUGCAGUGCUGCAGCAGCCAGCUUUUGCCCAGCAGCAGGGCGCGCGUUUUGAAUUUGCAUUGUGUUAAGGAAUACUAGAGCCCGAUUUGAGGAGGUCAGUUAAGGGAUUUUACGCGAUUUACUUUUCUUUAAAGAGUUCUUAGUGGAACAAACAUAGUCACGCCAGCCCAAUUAGAAUCCAAUUGCCCGCUGGCAUAUCGAAUUAGAUUUGCUUCAAGCCUCAUUUGCCUGAAGCACAAUGAAAUAUUUGAGGCACGUGCAGGAGUCCAGCGAAAUUUGGCCACUCAAAUGGAUAAUACCGUUAGUUAGCUGUGGCUAUUUGUCGGGCAUUGGACUCAUACUGCUCUGGUACGAAUGGCAGCCGGCCCAAAGGGAGCGGGAUCUGACGCAGCUGUGGCUGCUUCUGGUGAUCCUGGGUCUGCUCUGCAUGACAAUGCUCUUCAGCCGGGCCGUGCGGUGCAUACUGACGCUGGCGCUGCCCUCGCUGUGCAGCUCACGUGGACGCGCCCUGCUCAUUGCCCUGGCCUUCUAUGUGGCCGCCCGCGGACCCACCGCCAAUAUCCUGGCCAAUCUGAUGGCGCUGCUGCGCAGCUUGGCCUGCGGCCAGGAGCUGCUGCGUCUGGCCAUUGGCCAGAUGCUGGACGUGGUCAUGGAGCCGGUGCGUGCCGUUCACAUGGCCAUCGAUCAGCUGCUCGAGGAGCUGCGCCGUGUGCUGCAACAGGUGCUGCAGCUGCUGCUGCGCAUCCAGAGCUACCUGCUGGUCAUCAUUGAUGCCUUCAAGGUGUGCGCCGCCUGGCUGGAGUCCGUGCUGGAGCUGUGCAACUCGGAGCUGGGCACGCCCUGGACACGCUGCCAGCAGGCAGCUGAGCGCGCCCAGGCCAAAUGCCGCGCCAGGCUGGGCAUGCUCAAGUCCCUCUGCCAUGCCGCUAAGCUCUUCCUGGCGCUCUGCUAUCCGGCCAGGCUGGUGGACGUCUUCUGUGCCGGCGUCUGGGAUGACAGCUGGCAGAUCCUCGACACCAUCAUGAAGCGCUAUUACGAGUUUGUGGCCCAGCUGGAGCAGAUGUUCGAUGUGAGCAUUAGCUUUGAACAUAACUUCAAGUUCCAUACGAACGCGUCCAAGAAACUGUCCGAUGUUGGCGACGAGGUCAUGCAGGAUAUUCAGCAACGUUUGCGUCCAUUCUUCAUAUUCCAGAGCUGGCUCGAUCUGCUCUGCUGGCUUAUGCUGCUGGCCAUACUCAUCAAGGCCAUCUAUUUCUAUCUGCGCUAUAUGCUCGGUCGGGAGUAUCAGAAUAUUUAUUUGACCAGCGCGCUUUAUGCCAUCGAGAGGGAUUGCGAGGCAAAGGGCCAGCCCACAGCUCUGCCCCUGAAGAGUCUGGAGCGCGCCAAGUACUUGAAGCUAACCAGCCUGCGGCUGUCGGGCGGCGAGUGCCUGAUGCUGGCGGAGAAUGCGUUCUUUAUGCUCAACACGUGCGUUCAGCUGGGCAGCAUUUGCCUGUUGGACUACAGCAUGUUCUGGCUGCUGGACAGCAUUGCGUAUUAUGGCGAGGAGCAGGAUGAUCUGGAGAUACCCGCCUACGUGGAUCUGGAGAUUGAGGGCGGCGGCUUUGUGGGCGACAUUAUGAGAGGCAUUGCGAAUGCCUUUCGUCCCAUCACCCAGAAGACCAAGCUGGACUCCAAGUCCUGCCUGCCGCUGCCCGUCGAGCCGGACUACAGAUACUAUGCGGGCAUCUUGCUGCUCUGCCUGCUCGCCUGGCUCAUCCUGCUGACGGAGCCCUAUGCGCUGCGUCUGCGUCACCUGAUCAUGCAGAGAUUCUAUCCGGAACGUGCCCAUGUGCGUGCGCUGUAUUUGCAGCGGAAGAUAAUCGAAAAGCGAGGUGGGCGCCGGUUCAAACCCAAUCCUAUAAAGACUCUAAACUCUCUCUCUCUCUCUCUCUCUUGCUCUUUUUUCUCCUUAGGCUGCUUCUUCAAGAUGGCCCGUCGCAAGGCACGCGCCCUUUUUAGGCACCAGCAGGCGGGCGGACAUGUCGGCUGCCUGGGCAAGCUUCUCCGGUGCUGCUGUUGCCUCUGUUUCUGGCCCGUUCGUGGCGAGGAUGUGUGCAUUCUGUGCGCCCAGCUGUUGAGCUCCUCGACACGCGUAAAGUGCGAUACGCCCGGCUGCAAGGGCGUCUACUGCCAGGCCUGCUUACGUGAGUCCAAUGGCAAAUGUUGCCUCUGCCAGCGGCCCGCUGAUUAUGGCGAUUACAGCGACCUCUCCGAAGUUCAGGACUCCUCCGACAAUCCGGAGUCGGAAUCAUUUGGACAAAUCAAGGCACGUCUUCUCUGCAGCAAAUAUCGCAGGCAGCACAGCAAAAAGGAGCCUUAAACAAGCACAAAAAUGUGUUUUUGUUUAUUAUAAUGUAAUUCAUUUAUGAAUAUUUCUAAUAAGAUUAUUAUAAUUCUUUAUAGGCUGGGCAAGGCAUAA